AUGUUUGACAUUCCUUCACAUGCUCUAUCCUUUGUUCCACCCACAUUUGACCCGGAAACCUGGCCUUUAAGUGUCAGUUUUAUGGGAUGGAGAUACCCGCAGAGGAAAUGGAAGGAGUGGGUUGAAAAAAUGGCUUUCUUUCAGGAGUCCACAUGGAAGAAAGCUGGAAUUCGUGAAUCUACGUUGAAUUCUACGUGUGAGAUUCAUAGAAACAAUGAUUUGGUUAUUGGGGUUGCGGAGAGAUGCGGGUACCAUGAUUUGGUGUCUCCUGUAACACCAAGUCUUGCUUGCAAACCUCUCAGUUCCAAGGACAAUAGAGAAGGCAGUGAGGUGCCAUGCGUAGAGCAUCAAGAGAACAUUUUGGAGCUUGAGCAGAUGAUUGCACGGAUAAAAGCAGUUGAAUCGAUACUAGAAUUGUCGCCCUAG
Dovyalis caffra is the source of this 426-nucleotide messenger RNA. The record is from the annotation of a GenBank genome assembly. NCBI's taxonomy places the organism in Eukaryota, Viridiplantae, Streptophyta, Magnoliopsida, Malpighiales, Salicaceae.